AUGACAAAGCAAAAGCUUCUGCUUGAUGGGACGCUCUCCUUGUUUCUGAUUGUGGCCUGUGAAGCUCAGCAGCUCCCGGCAGGUCAUGUUGCUGCUAGUUCUGGUCCUCUGUGUGAGAAGGAGACACAAUCCUUGGGAAACCUUUUCAGCAGCGAGCGGCUGGAUGCCUGGAUCUGUUCCCUCAUUGGUUCGUUCAUGGUGGGGCUCAGUGGGGUCUUCCCCUUGCUGGUGAUCCCAUUUGAGACAGGAGCUGCUCUGCGGUCAGAAGCUGGAUCACACCGUUUGAAGCAGUUGCUGAGUUUUGCAAUUGGUGGGCUCCUGGGGAAUGUGUUUCUGCACCUGCUUCCCGAAGCCUGGGCCUACACAUGCAGUGCAACGUCAGGAGAAGGGCAGAGCUUUCAGCAGCAGAAGCUGCUGGGUCUCUGGGUGAUCAUUGGUUUCCUGACCUUCCUGGUGCUGGAGAAGAUCUUCCUAGAGGAAGAAGAGAAGGAGUGCCCUGGUGUGGUCUGUGAUUCCAAAGCACCAGCUGGAAAGAUUCCAAAUGGAAGUGGCUAUGCACUGCCAAAGGUGGCAGGCCAGUCCCAAAGAGCAGGAACAGAUUCAGCUCAGUGUAAUGGCUCUUCUCGCCAGUCCUGUCCAACAGACAACAGAAUCAAGAUUAGUGGAUACCUCAAUCUGCUGGCCAACACCAUUGAUAACUUUACACACGGCCUGGCAGUAGCAGCCAGCUUCCUCGUUAGCAGAAAGGUUGGGUUCCUAACCACAAUGGCCAUUCUCCUGCACGAAAUCCCACAUGAGGUUGGAGACUUUGCAAUCCUACUUCGGGCUGGCUUUGACCGCUGGAGUGCAGCCAAGAUGCAGCUUUCCACAGCUCUGGGAGGGAUUCUAGGAGCCUGCUUUGCAAUAUGUGCUCAGUCACCAAAAGGAGCAGGGGAAACAGUAGCCUGGAUCCUCCCUUUCACUUCUGGAGGAUUUCUGUAUAUUGCCUUGGUAAAUGUUGUGCCUGAUCUCUUGGAGGAAAAGAAUCCUUGGAACUCCCUGCAGCAAAUUCUGCUCCUGUGUACAGGCAUUACAGUCAUGGUGCUACUCUCGCUCACAACUGAGUGACCUCUGCGCAGACCUCAUGAUGCCUCCCAGAGCCACCACAGUGACUCUGAGCUGUUACAAAGCAAUAAGGAACACUAAUGUUACUUCCUCUGUGUGUGCGUGCAGAUCUGGCUGCUAGUAUGAGAAGCAGGUGAGAAAGAGUUCUGGGUGUGCAGGACUUCAUUCUCUGGCUCUCCUAUCCCUGUUCUGCUAAAAUCCACACAUCAGGGCUUCCUUUUAUUUUCUCCUUUUUAUUAUUUUUAUGGAGCAAAAGAUAAAGUGAGCAGAAAUGAACUGAAAACUGCUCCACAGCGAAUGGACUAUGUUUCAUUUGGUUCAUUCAGAUGGAACCGC
Molecule: messenger RNA, 1440 nt
Organism: Nestor notabilis (Kea)
Lineage: Eukaryota; Metazoa; Chordata; Aves; Psittaciformes; Psittacidae
Gene: SLC39A13
Product: solute carrier family 39 (zinc transporter), member 13
Exons: 9
Coding region: 1-1107 (368 amino acids)
Biological process (GO): zinc ion transmembrane transport; intracellular zinc ion homeostasis
Cellular component (GO): membrane
Molecular function (GO): zinc ion transmembrane transporter activity
Source: RefSeq, a predicted model, not a curated record